Molecule: messenger RNA, 2457 nt
Organism: Ostreobium quekettii
Lineage: Eukaryota; Viridiplantae; Chlorophyta; Ulvophyceae; Bryopsidales; Ostreobiaceae
Source: the annotation of a GenBank genome assembly
AUGGCGGCAGCUGGUGGCUGGAGGUACUUGAGGUUGUACUCCUCCAAGGCCCCAAGUGCGGCCCCUUGGAGCUCCCUGGCCGUGAAGUGCAUGUCCAGUGCUCAGAUUUCGCAGACAAACCUGACAGAUGCAGCCUCUUCUGAAUCUACCAGCAACUCCAACAGCACCUUGACAUCCACAGAGGAACUCGUGCAGGAGCUGCUUGCAGAUGCUGUGGGGGCCAAUGUCUCAGGACAAUCUGGGAGGCUUGAUUCGUCGUUCACGCAAGAUGGAGGGAUACACAGGCAAGGGCAUUUCCAGCACAGGGAUAGUGGGUUAGAUGUCAGGCCAUUGCCACUAAACUCAGGAGUUGGGAUGGGCAGUGAAGUUUGGCCAGACAGAGGCAGAUAUGACACAGACGGUGAUGUUCGGUACACGGAUGAGUUGAGUCCCAGUCAGAGACAGUUGGAAAGGCAACUGGAAAAGAGGAGAGAACGGUCUGAGCGUGCUUUGGUGAAAGGCCGGUUUGUGGACGAAGACAAGUCAAGGACGAGCUUCAGGGCAACUGGCAACGAGUACUACCUUUCUGGCCUGCCAUAUGACGAGUCGCCAGCAAGGCUGCAUGAAGCCAUGUGUGUGGCCCACCUGUGGAGGCAGAGUUUUGAAGAGCCGGACCGAGUGUGGGAUGACCUCAUGAAGACCUUGUCAGACAACAAGCUGUGGGAGUUUGUUUACAGGCACCUUGCGGGGGCCGUGCACUUUCAGGAGGUGCGUGCGCUGAAAAAGCAGGGUGCCGCUCUUGAGAGGGGCCUGAAAGACCUGCGGAACGCAGUCAUCGGGGGGCGAUUCCAGUGGCAGGGAGAGGCCGGCGUCGUCAUUCAUGGGACAUUGAGGAAUGCACUGCAGACGCGAGAGGCGAGGGCGGAUUUGGAAGAUGCCAAAGAGAACAAGGACGAUGAGUUUCUGGCGUCUAUCCAGCAUCGCUUCCAGGACAAGAUGGUGGAACACGCACUGCGCAUCGUCCUGGAGCCUGUCUUUGAGCCCUCUUUUGCAAACAACUCACAUGGCUUCCGCCCAGGUCGGUCCCAGUUCACUGCCUUCGGGCAGAUCAGGGCGCAGUUUCAAAACUGCAACUGGUACUUCCGAUCUAACCUCAGGACGCUGUACGACGUAGUCAUCAAUGACAGGGCUGUGUUCCGUGACAAGCUCAAGGCCAUUCUGGCGGAACGGAUCUCUGACGUGCGCUUUUUGGAGCUGUUAAUGUCUGGGAUCGACUCUGAGGCCGUGAUGGGCCGCCAGGCUGUGAGUCCCUCAGAGCCAGGCGUCAGCCCGCUUUCGUCCAAGUCUGGGAUUGUGCCCCUCCUGUGCAACAUCUACUUCAACGAUUUCGACAUCUGGCUGAAGAAACAGGCCGCGGGCUUCAACAAGGGGGCCACCAGACGGUUGAACCCUGAGCGCCUGGCACACCUCAGGGACUCCAACCUGAAGCUGGCGCAGCAGACACCGAUCCUUGACCCUUUUGACCCACAUUUCAAACGCAUGGCGUUCUGCCGCUAUGCCGACGAUUUCAUUGUCGCCUUUGGGUCUCCCAGGUCGGACGCAGUUGCGAUGGUGGAGGACAUAUAUGAAUUCCUGGACAAGGAUCUUCACACACCACCGCCUGAGGAUGCCAACCUUGUCAACAUCAUGACAAAGGACGUGCACUUCUUGGGCCACCUGCUCAGAAAACGGUUGGUGACUCCAGAGAAGGAGGAGCGGAGGCGGGUACUCAAAGCGCAUGCCAAGGCGAUCCAGGAGCGAUGGAAAUCGGUGAAGUUCUCAGCCGAUGCUCAGCCAGCUAGGGAGGGGGAGGCUGGCCGAGAUGUAGCUCAGCUGGAGCAUGUCCCUGUGGUGGACAGCUUGGGCCAGGUUCUCUGCCGAGACGACCUCAUCCGUGCCAGCAUCAGGCGAGUGCUGUCCAUCGAUGCUGAUAUUGACAAACUGGUCCGUUUGCUGGCACGGGCAGGCUUCUGUCACAAGAAUGGAGAGCCCAUCCCAAACUUCAGAUACAUGCACUGCACCCAGAGCGAGACCAAUGAGGCUGUGCGCAAGAUGCUGUUCGGCCUGUGCGACUACCUGCGUGCCGCAGGCAACCGCCAGCGGGUGGUGCACUACCUGUCCAACGUGCUGCGCCACUCCCUGGCCAAGAUGUUCGCCGCCAAGUUCAAGCUGACCUCCAGGAGGAAGGUCUUCAAACGUGGUGGCAAGUCCCUUGCGGGCUGGAUCAAGGCCGGCAAGCCGCCCAUAGGGAAAGUGGACGAUGUUGAUGAGAGCCGGCUGCCCCGCGAGGGGCGGGACGUGUUGGCGGCCAUACCCUUCGUGAGGGGCUCCCAGGUGCCCAAACCGGAUGUCAGUCAUCUGCCAAACGACUGGGAGCCGCGGCUGAUACAGGACCUCAAGAGCCGGGUGUGCCGGCCAGUCGGUGGCGAAUCGACUUGA